AUGAAUGAAGAAUAUGAUGUUAUCGUUUUGGGGACCGGUCUUACGGAAUGCAUCCUCUCAGGAAUCAUGUCCGUGAAGGGGAAGAAGGUGUUGCACAUGGAUCGCAACAAUUACUACGGGGGAGAUAGCGCUUCCAUCACGCCUCUGGAAGACCUGUACAGGCGGUUCAGCCUGCCUGGCAAUCCCCCAGAAUCCAUGGGCAAGGGAAGAGACUGGAACGUGGACCUCAUCCCUAAGUUCCUCAUGGCCAAUGGUCAGCUGGUUCGGAUGCUGCUGAUCACGCAGGUGACCCGUUACCUGGACUUCAAGGUCAUCGAGGGCAGCUUCGUCUACAAGAAGGGCGGCAUCUACAAAGUGCCCUCCACUGAAACCGAGGCCUUGGCGUCCAGUCUGAUGGGGCUGUUCGAGAAGCGACGGUUCCGGAAGUUUCUCGUGUACGUCGCCAACUUCGACGAGAACGACCCCAAAACGCUGGAAGGCGUGGACCCCAAAAACACGACCAUGCGAGCCGUUUACGAAAAAUUCUCCCUGGGCCAGGAUGUCAUGGACUUCACGGGCCACGCCCUCGCCCUCUACCGGACAGAUGACUACCUGAAUCAGCCGUGCUUAGACACUAUCAACAGGAUCAAGCUGUACAGCGAGUCUUUGGCCAGAUACGGCAAGAGCCCUUACCUUUACCCACUGUACGGCCUGGGAGAGCUGCCGCAGGGCUUCGCCAGGUUAAGUGCCAUCUAUGGGGGAACCUACAUGCUGAACAAGCCCAUUGAGGAGAUCAUCAUCGAGAACGGGAAGGUGGUGGGAGUGAAGUCUGAGGGCGAGAUCGCACGCUGCAAGCAGCUGAUCUGUGACCCCAGCUACGUGAUGGACAAGGUCACCAAGGUGGGUCAGGUGAUCCGGGUCAUCUGCAUCAUGAACCACCCCAUCAAGAACACCAGCGACGCCAACUCCUGCCAGAUCAUCAUUCCGCAGAACCAGGUCGGCAGGAAGCACGACAUCUACGUGUGCAUGAUCUCCUUCGCACACAACGUGGCGGCCCAGGGCAAGUACGUGGCCAUCGUCAGCACUACAGUGGAGACCAGCGACCCCGAGAAGGAGAUCAAGCCCGCCCUCGACCUGCUGGAGCCCGUGGAACAGAAGCUCGUGAGCAUCAGCGACAUGCAUGUGCCAGUUGACAUGGGUGCCGAAAGCCAGGUCUUCAUCUCCCGCUCCUACGACGCCACGACCCACUUCGAGACCACCUGCGAUGACAUCAAGGACAUCUACAAGCGGAUGACGGGCACGGACUUUGACUUUGCGGAAAUGGAGCGCAAGAAGAAUGACAUCUUCGGCGACGCUGCCGAUCAGUAAAACAGCCCACUGCACUCCCGAGUAUAUAUGGUAUUUUCAAACGACUGUAAUCACCGAGCGGUUACAGGCCGACGAUCCAAGCAUAUUUCGCCCAUUUACGGAACUGAAUAAAGUUAUAACUUUGUAUUGUUGGGAUAGGCAGUGGCCAGCCUGCUUUUUAUAAUUGCAUUUUGACAAGUAUUGCACUGAUUGUUGGUAAACGCCCUGCAUUUACCCCCUUACAUUUAUCUUGACAUCAUGUGCUGAGUUUUCCUUUCCUGUCUAGUGAGGGUGUUUUGCCAAAGAUGCCAAAUAAUCGGUUUUUAGUAAAGUGAUUACAGGAGGGGAAUAUUCAGUACUAUUAAAUAGUAUAUCUCUUUUUCUCUGCAACACCGAAACAACGGGUAGUUGUGCUUUAUAUGUGAACUUCUAGCGGGUGAGUUUUUCCACAAAAGCGAUGUUAUUUCUGGAAUGACCUGGGCUCAGCAAAACAAUCCUGAGUGGGAUUAUUGGUGAUGAAUUACUGGGGCUAAGGCUUACUGGGGGUGUACAAUGGGAAAUGGUCAGUCUAGAGCAGGGGUGUCCUAUCUUAUCCAAAAAGGUGUGGGUGCAAGUGUUUCUUUUAGCCCAGCACUGAGGUACCUGAUUCUACCUUUAAAGGUCUUGAUUUGAAGUCCAUGAUUAGUUAAUUGGUUAAAUCAGGCGUCGUAGCGCUGGGCUAAAACAAAAACAUGCGCCCAACCCAGUGCUUUAUGGAUAAGAUUUGACACCCCCUGGCCUGGAACCUGAAUUUCGGGGGGUGGGGGGCUGCCAAAGUAAUUUAAGUAAUUUGGUGCACAAGGACAAUGGUUAAUUCAGCACAAGGGUGAUAGUUAACCAAGUUCCAGUUAUCCACUUAAAUAUGUAUUAAAAUUUUGUUAAUUGAAACUGAUUUUUAGGGGAAACCCAAUGUUCAAUGGGGAAAUGCUUUCCAGUUUUCUUGCAUCUACCCCUACUCCUGACUAAAGUUCACCAAGCACAGGGCAAAAUGUAAUAUAUCUGCUGAUAGUCAGAGCUACUGCAACAGAAGUGUCAAAUAUUUUGAAUGCAAUGUACCCUAACAAGUCCUUCUGUCUUUCUUCAACAAAUAAACUGAACGGAGUAAAAGUGGGCAAAUAUGUGACUGAAUUCAAUGUACUUUUCAGUGUGACUUUUGGUGGACCAAAAUGUCUGUUGCAGUAUCGACACGACAAGGGCCCUGGACUACCCACGGAGUAGUGCGGAUGUCAAAAACAGGGUUUAAAUGAUUUCUGUUCUGCAAAGUAAAAGUGAACUAAUGGAAA
Anguilla anguilla (European eel) is the source of this 2648-nucleotide messenger RNA. RefSeq names its product rab GDP dissociation inhibitor beta-like. Gene Ontology annotation, biological process: small GTPase-mediated signal transduction; vesicle-mediated transport; protein transport. The transcript has 11 exons. Bases 1 to 1347 code for a protein of 448 amino acids. The record is from RefSeq and is a predicted model, not a curated record. NCBI's taxonomy places the organism in Eukaryota, Metazoa, Chordata, Actinopteri, Anguilliformes, Anguillidae. Gene Ontology annotation, molecular function: Rab GDP-dissociation inhibitor activity. Gene Ontology annotation, cellular component: cytoplasm.